Pimephales promelas (fathead minnow) is the source of this 2892-nucleotide messenger RNA. It is a transcript of the gene mab21l1, whose product is annotated as mab-21-like 1. The record is from RefSeq and is a predicted model, not a curated record. NCBI's taxonomy places the organism in Eukaryota, Metazoa, Chordata, Actinopteri, Cypriniformes, Leuciscidae.
AGUGAGUUCGGAGUCUUAAACAAACCAACAACGCUUGGACACACAUUUAAGAGCACCCUGCACUUUCCAACCUCUAUUACAAACAGAGAAAAGACACCGCAAGUGGAUUCAAGAGGUUUGCUAAACUACUGAUCCGUGCGUAUGGACUUUUAAUUGCUGAUUUAGACCAAGGGCUUUGACUUUUUUUUUGGUCGCAAUUGAAAACAGAAGCUGAUGAUUUAACUGGCAUACUUUGUGCAUGUGCUCCACGCACAAAUUAAAAAAAAGGUAUUUUUUAAAUUUAUUUCAAAACCCCCCUUUUUUCCUCUAAAUAGUCUACUUCUUCUCUAAAAUUGGCUCCUGUACAAACAGCCGCGUUGGAUCCCUCGGGUUACUGUGAGACUCCGGUGUACAACCCGGAUCUCUGUCCAAAUAUGAUCGCCGCCCAGGCUAAGCUGGUGUAUCAUUUAAAUAAAUACUACAACGAGAAAUGCCAGUCUCGGAAAGCGGCCAUCUCCAAGACCAUCCGGGAGGUGUGCAAGGUGGUCUCGGAUGUCCUGAAGGAGGUGGAGGUCCAGGAGCCCCGCUUUAUCAGCUCCUUAAACGAAAUGGAUAACCGUUUCGAGGGGCUCGAGGUCAUCUCCCCUACUGAAUUCGAGGUGGUCCUCUAUCUGAACCAGAUGGGGGUCUUCAACUUCGUGGACGACGGCUCUCUACCGGGCUGCGCCGUGCUCAAGCUAAGCGACGGGCGGAAGAGAAGCAUGUCCCUCUGGGUCGAGUUCAUCACGGCUUCGGGAUACCUGUCCGCGCGCAAGAUCCGCUCCAGGUUCCAGACGCUCGUGGCGCAGGCAGUGGAUAAGUGCAGCUAUAGGGACGUGGUUAAAAUGGUCGCGGACACCAGCGAGGUGAAAUUACGCAUCAGAGACAGAUAUGUGGUUCAGAUCACCCCCGCGUUCAAGUGCACCGGCAUCUGGCCGCGAAGCGCUGCCCACUGGCCGCUGCCGCACAUCCCGUGGCCUGGCCCGAACAGGGUGGCAGAAGUCAAAGCCGAGGGGUUCAACCUCUUAUCGAAGGAGUGUUACUCGUUGAACGGGAAGCAGAGCUCGGCGGAGAGUGAUGCCUGGGUGUUGCAGUUCGCCGAAGCGGAGAACCGACUGCUCCUGGGAGGGUGCAGGAAGAAAUGCCUGUCGCUGCUCAAGACGCUGCGCGACCGGCACCUUGAGCUCCCCGGGCAGCCUCUCAACAACUACCACAUGAAAACUCUUGUGUCUUACGAGUGCGAGAAACACCCGCGCGAGUCGGACUGGGAUGAGAACUGCCUCGGGGAUCGACUGAACGGGAUUUUAUUGCAGCUCAUUUCGUGCUUGCAGUGCAGGAGAUGCCCCCAUUAUUUUCUGCCAAACCUAGACCUUUUCCAAGGGAAGCCACAUUCGGGCCUUGAAAACGCGGCCAAACAGACUUGGCGACUGGCUAGAGAAAUUCUAACCAACCCUAAAAGCCUGGAGAAACUCUGAGGUAAAAAUAAAUAAAAAUAAACGGCAUGUUUAUGAAUAGAAGGCCUGACUGAUCAAAGUUCUGAGGCCUAGACGCUAAUCAGGAACUCUUCCACAAAAUGGUCACUGUUGUUUUUGUUGUAAAAAAUAUUUUAGAUAGCUCCGUUUAAAAAUACUUCACAUGACACGAAUGUGUCAUAAGAAGGGAGCAAAUUGUAUCAACAAUCAAAAUGAAUAUAAUUACCUGUCAGUAUUACUGUUUCUUUCUUUUCUUUUUACGAACCCUGCCCAACAACUCAUUUUACCUAAAAGCUUUCGAAACAAAGCUGUACGAGACAGAGAACCUGUACAUUUUUUACUGUAAAUAGACACAUUUGUAGAUUGUGAAUCCGGUGGUCUGCAGUUGUGAUUGUUGUUCUGUGACACGUAAAUAGAAGUAUAAUUUCACAUGUUUUAACAUUCGCCUGGAUUAUUUCUGAAGAGAGAAAAAACAUGCAUCCACAAAUUAAUCUAUUGUCAAUAGCAAAUUUCGAAAGUUUACAUUUUGAUGGUACUAUUUCUUAAACAUUCCAUUCGCAUACUUGAAUUCUUAUUUAAAGUAUAUUCGACCAUUUUUGUUUGUACCUGAAAUUGAGAAAAUAUAUAUAUGAAAAAAAUAUACCUGAAAAUAAUGCACUUGAAAUACACUGGAAUAUAACAUUUUGUGAUUUGAUUUUUUUUAUAUCUGUCUCUGAAUUUAUUUAAAGAUUUAAUAAAAGCAAAUUAAUAUUUGUGUCCAAAAAAUGAUUCAUGCUACAUAAAUAUUGCAGUGUAAUAUAGGCACGAUUUUUUUUAGGGGGGGUAUUGUUAAGCCUCUUCGGCGUGAAAAUUAGGCUACACGAUGUAGUCCGAUUUUUUAAAAUACAAAAAUACACAAAACAGGAAAAUAAGAUAAUGUCUUACUGUGGCUAUUAAGAGAAGGACAGGUGAACUGAAAUAUGGAUUGCACAGACAGGUCAGAAAUGUGUGGCUUAACGAUAUAAUUCUCUCAUGACAGUUCUGCACAUCUGAAUUGCACCCCUUCAUUUAGAUUUGUUCAAAUUGUUUUUAUUUUUCAACCUAAAAUCAGUUAUAAUUAAAAUAAGUAAUAUUUCCUUCACUCAAUGUUAUUCCGUGUUAUUCAUGACAAAACUCAAGAUUGCCGAUUCACGCAAUUAUUAGUUUUAAACAUAGGCUACGUUUUGGUUAUUUUAGGGUGUUGUAGCCUACAUGAACUAUCACUUUAGAUGACAUUUUACCAUGCAGGCACAGGGGAAACACACACACCCACACACACACAAAAAGGACAUUCAAGGGUAUGGGCCUCGAUUCAGAAAGACAUGCAUAUAUUUUGGACGUUAUUGAAUUGACGGGUUUAAUAAAGUGCUACAAUUAUUAAACA